Hippocampus zosterae (dwarf seahorse) is the source of this 2972-nucleotide messenger RNA. RefSeq names its product kyphoscoliosis peptidase (gene ky). The coding region runs from base 111 to 2537 and encodes 808 amino acids. The record is from RefSeq and is a predicted model, not a curated record. Lineage: Eukaryota; Metazoa; Chordata; Actinopteri; Syngnathiformes; Syngnathidae. The transcript has 7 exons.
CGCCCACCGCCGGCCAGCGACAACACUUGGAAACAACUCCAUGCGGCACUCUCGGGCAGACUCGCAGCAGGCAUUUCACUUCGGCUCGGGGCCGUUAUGAUUUCCGCAUAAUGUCGGCAGAGGUCGGAAUCCAGAAGUUCUCCUUCCCCUUCUCCUGCUCCGCCCCACAGGAUGAGGCCAGCCAGCCGGGACGCAUCCGGGUCAAGGCCCUGGAGCGCCGCGGGCUGCCGGAAAAUCCCGUUGCGAGGCCGCCGGGCGCCGUUGCCCUGGUGGGGAUUUUGCCGGGGGACGCUCCCGACGGGGACGAGAGCCGAGCCCCGCGGAGCGCCGUGCUUUCUCGCCGCAGCGUCUUCGAGAAGCUGGCGACCGAGGCCGAGGACCAGCGGCCGACGGCCAAGAGGCAGCUGUCGACCGAGAGCGCCUCCAGGAGCAUCGCGGUUGUGAAGAAGAGCGCCGUGCGGGCGGAGGAGCCGCAGAGGAACCUCAAAGCCAAGGCGGAGGUGGCAACGAGGGAAAGGCGCGGGAGGAGGAAAGACCUCUUUGCCAAUUCCGACAUCUUCCACCGGCUGGAUUCGCAUGUCAUCAGGGCCGGCGCCGAGCUUCGGGAUAAGCGCGUUCACGAUGUGGCGGCCAUCGUCCAGAACAUCGCCAGCGUUGCCAAGAGCGAGCUGGAGAAAAUCCGCGCCAUCUGGGUUUGGCUUUGUCACAACAUCGAGUACGACAUCGGCGGCUACCUGGGAAAAUCGCAGAAGCUGUGCUCGCCGGAGGAAGUCAUCGCGAGCGGUCGCGGAGUUUGCUGCGGCUACUCGGGUCUCUGCAUGCAAAUGUGCAGGCUGGUGGGCGUCGAGUGCCAAGAGGUGGCGGGCCACAGUAAGGGCAUCGGCUACCGCCAGGGCCAGAGCCUCAGGAACGUGAAAUCGGAUCACCUGUGGAACGCCGUGCUCUUGGGGGGACAGUGGUUCCUAAUGGAUGCCUGCUGGGGAGCCGGACGAGUGGACAUGGAACACCAGAGCUUCGUCAAAAGGUUCGAUGACUUCUAUUUCCUGACGGACCCGGAGGAGUUUAUCGAUUCGCACUUCCCCGACGAGGAGCGAUGGCAGCUUUUGGAGGCACCCGUCACCCUGGAGGAGUUUGAGCGGCGAGUCUUCAAGACCUCGGCCUUCUUCGGCAUGGGUCUCAGGCUCAUCCAGCCUCAUCACUGCCACCUUGUCACUGAUGAAGGCGAGGCCAACAUUUCGCUGGGCUUCUCGCGGCCCGUAACCUUCACCUACGAGAUCACGCCGCACCAGGACUUCCUUCACUGCGGAACUCCGGAACACAAGGAGGGCGGCCACUCCUCCUUCGGCCUCCUGACGGUGUCCCAGCACAGCAUGAACCUGCAGCUGCUGCCGCCCGCCAGCGGCGCCUACAACCUGAGGCUGUACGCCAGGCCCGAGAAGGCGACCACCCCGCUGAGUUGGGUGUGUUCCUUCACAGUGGAGUGCCUGGAACCGAGGGCCACCGAGGAGAUCCCCGAGAACCCCCACCUGUCGUGGGGGCUGCAGCCGGCGGCGGCUUCCCUGGGGGUGGCGGGGAGCAAUCAGGGCAGCGAGAUGGCGGAGGUGGAAGGAGGCAGCUUCAAACUGACACUGAGGACGUCGCGCUCGCUGAUGAUGCUCUGCGAGCUGGUCCAUCCGGGCCUGGAGGCCUCGGUGGCCAAGCGUUGCUUAGCCUCCCAGAUCCAACCGGAGCUUCUGACCUGCCACGUCGUCUGCCCGUCGCGCGGCUUCUACCGCCUCUCCGUCUUUGUGCGGGACUAUGAGAAAACCGAGGCGAGGUUCCAGAACGCCGCCAACUUCCUGCUCCACUGCAAGGGCAAGGUGGCCGGCCGGGACGAGCUGUUCCCGCCCAAUCUGAGCUCGGCGUGCGGGCCGGGCACCCGCACGGCGCAGGCGGGGCUGUCCAAAUUCAGCCACACGGCGGCGCUGGUGAGCACGCCCCAGGGCAAAUGCAACAUCACCUUCCACAACCGGCGAGACCUGGAGCUGUACACCACGCUGAGCCGGGCGGACGAGACCCAAGCUUCCGCCUUCCCGCUGGCGCGACACCUUUUCUGCACGCACACCGAAGGCAAGGUGACGGUCAGCGCGGGCCUGCCGGACGCCGGCACGUACCGGCUGGGCGUGUACGCCAGGAACGGCCCCGGCGGAGAGUUCCACCCCAUGUGCGACUUUGUGCUGAAGAACGUCUGCCGGCAAGCGGGGCUUCCUUUCCCUUGCGUCUACGCCGCCUGGAGGAAAGGCUGCGUGCUCUUUGAGCCCCGCGCCGGCCUGCUGGACGCGGCCUCCUGGGUCCGCUUCCGGGUCAGGAUCCCGGGGGCUCGGCGAGUGUGCGUGGUGGCUCACGGGCGGACCGACCUGAAACUGAACAAGAGCCGGGUCUGGGAAGGCGAGGUGUUCAGCGGGGAGGGGUUGGCGGUCCUCAAACUGGCCGCCAACUCCGGAGAGUCUGAAGACAUGGCGGUCAUGAUGACCUUCGACGUCAAAAAGCCGUCGUAAAGACGCUCGGAGUGUUUACUCGCUAUCCUCCAGAUCUGGCUUACGGUCCAUGUACUAGUACGCUGGUUGUCCUCAGACCCACGUCGAUAUAUCGCUUCGUUCCGAACUACUUCUCUGGCCAAAAAGAAAGAAUUCAAGCCGAACAACUCUGGUCCGUCGGGUGCCUGGCGCUUGGGCAGAAACUCGGGACGGAUGACGGGACUCUGGAAUAAAACCUCAAAUGGCUUUUUGUACCGAGGUCUUACAAUCGCGAGGCAUUGUCAUGACACUGCCCAGUUUUGCGCAGGUUCAAAUUUGGCGGGUCGGUUGCUCCAAAAAGUUUGAGGCGGUUUUUUUGGGGCAGAUUUCAGGACGAUAGUUUGAACAUUUUCACUGGUGCUCAGCUGUCAUGACUGCAUUUGUAUGUAUUUGUAUUGUGUGUCGGCAAGAAAAUGG